UGCCAGCGGCGGAGUCUCCAACUGGGAGAGCUGCAGCUGCCGAGAGGAGGAGAACGCUGAGGUCGGUCGGACCAACGGACGCGCUGACCGCUGCCAACUGCAGCUCGCGCUGCCUCCUGCUCGCGCCGUGCCACUAAGGUCAUUCCCGCCUCCGAGAGCCCAGAGCCGAGAUGGAAACGGUCCAGGAGCUGAUCCCCCUGGCCAAGGAGAUGAUGGCCCAGAAGCGCAAGGGGAAGAUGGUGAAGCUGUACGUGCUGGGCAGCGUGCUGGCCCUCUUCGGCGUGGUGCUCGGCCUGAUGGAGACUGUGUGCAGCCCCUUCACGGCCGCCAGACGUCUGCGGGACCAGGAGGCAGCCGUGGCGGAGCUGCAGGCCGCCCUGGAGCGACAGGCUCUCCAGAAGCAAGCCCUGCAGGAGAAAGGCAAGCAGCAGGACACGGUCCUCGGCGGCCGGGCCCUGUCCAACCGGCAGCACGCCUCCUAGGAACUGUGGGAGACCAGCGGAGUGGGAGGGAGACGCAGUAGACAGAGACAGACCGAGAGAGGAAUGGAGAGACAGAGGGGGCGCGCGCACAGGAGCCUGACUCCGCUGGGAGAGUGCAGGAGCACGUGCUGUUUUUUAUUUGGACUUAACUUCAGAGAAACCGCUGACAUCUAGAACUGACCUACCACAAGCAUCCACCAAAGGAGUUUGGGAUUGAGUUUUGCUGCUGUGCAGCACUGCAUUGUCAUGACAUUUCCAACACUGUGUGAAUUAUCUAAAUGCGUCUACCAUUUUGCACUAGGGAGGAAGGAUAAAUGCUUUUUAUGUUAUUAUUAUUAAUUAUUACAAUGACCACCAUUUUGCAUUUUGAAAUAAAAAAACUUUUUAUACCAUA
Messenger RNA from Homo sapiens (human), 876 nucleotides. It is a transcript of the gene G0S2, whose product is annotated as G0/G1 switch 2. Bases 171 to 482 code for a protein of 103 amino acids. NCBI's taxonomy places the organism in Eukaryota, Metazoa, Chordata, Mammalia, Primates, Hominidae. Gene Ontology annotation, cellular component: mitochondrion. The record is from RefSeq and is marked validated. Gene Ontology annotation, biological process: positive regulation of cold-induced thermogenesis. The transcript has 2 exons.